AUGUUGGAAGGAUUGCUAGCGAACUUUUUAAACAGGCUGUUGGGAGAGUAUAUUGAAAAUUUUGAUGCGACACAAUUAAAGGUCGGUGUUUGGAAUGGUGAUGUUACUUUACAAAAUUUACAGUUAAAACGAGAUGCCCUGAGAAAACUGGAACUUCCGAUUUCUGUUCAGUAUGGUUUAGUCGAAAGCCUGAAACUUAAAAUCCCUUGGUCCAGUCUUAAGAAUAGACCUGUGGAGAUAUAUAUUGAAGGGAUCCGUGCUCUAGCAGCUAUGGAUGAGUCUCCUACUAUAAGCAAAAAGGAAGAUUCUUCGCAGCAAUUGGAGGCCAAACGACGAGAAAUGGAGCUGUGGGAAGCAGCACAGGUUGGAACGGCUGAGACUAAUGAUGACCCAAAUGCCCAAACCUUUACAGAAUCUCUAGUUACUCGUAUGAUUGAUAACAUACAGCUCAAUAUUCGAGAUAUUCAUAUUCGUUUUGAGCAUCCAUCUGAGAAUCUCAGUGACGGAUAUUCUUUUGGCUUACUACUUUCCGAAUUCUCUAUUUCAUCUUGUAACGAUGAAUGGAAGCCGAUGUUUAUCGAAACAGAAUCAAAAACGAUUCAUAAGUUAUGCUCGCUACAAAAGCUUGCUGUAUAUUCUGACGAAACUUCUGAAUGUAUUUCCUCCAAUGACUUUAAUGAUAUGAUAGGAUUGUUUCACGUUUUACUUACUAAUUUUGACCAAAGAGAAAAAGAAUUUUUGAUUUCCCCUAUUAUGGGCUCUGCAAAGGUGGCUAUAAACAAAAACCCUACGCCAGAAAUACCGCGAUUUGUUAGUGAUCUAUCUUUUGAAGGGUUUGACUUGACAGUUAGUGACAAUCACCUCACAAGGGGCAUUUCGUUAAAUAACGAAUUUAACAAAAUCCUCUCCAAAACCAUUUUUCGUAGAAAUGUGAUAGGAGAUGCUACUGUUAGCCAAUCCUCAGAAUACCUUCCGUUUGUCUUCAAAAAAGUACUCAGCGACAUUCGGGAAAAGAAUUAUGUCAAAUCUUGGCCUGCAAUUAAGAGUUUUUGCGAGAGAAGAAAAGCAUACAUUCAUUUGUAUAGGCAAAAGUUUCUCGCAACGAUUUUAUCCCCCGAAGAAACAAGUCAGUUGGAUAAUUUGGAACUUAGCUUCAGUGUAAGCCAAUUGAAAUUAUUUCGCUCCAUUGCAUACAAAGAAAUUAAAAAUGAAGGGAUCGAACCAAAAGGUCAAAAGCAACAAGGCUGGACUUCAUGGAUGUGGAAUAGUUUUAAGGGUGCUUCCGACGAAGCGGGCGAAAUUACGGACGAUCAAAAGCAAAGAGUUAUAAACGCAAUUGGAUUAAGCGAGACUACGCUCAGCCCUUCUAGUUUUACAGAAAACCCUUCCAAUGCUGCUUUAUUUGAUAUCACACUCAGCGUUCCCUCCGGAAGUUUUUCUUUGAAAAGUACCGCGGAAAAUUGUAAAAUUAUAUCUUUGGAGUUAUCUGAGUUUACUUUGAAUUUGCUGGGUACAUAUCAAACCCACAAGUUAGAUCUUGUAUUGGGUUCUCUCAGGCUUUUUAAUGAUAAACGCUCUCUGCUGUACACGAGAAGUAAAUCCUCUUCUCUCGAUGCAGAAGCAUCUUCCCCGUUGUUCCACAUGACAUUCGAAAACCGAUUUUCUAAUGAAGAUGAUCAGGACAUUUUGAAACUUAAUCUUCGAACAUUGGAAUUUUUCCAUGAUCAACCUUGCCUCAUCAAAGUUAAAAAGCUUUUGGACGACUCUUUAUUUACUAAUGAAGGAGGAGCUCAGUUACUUCAAUUUGCAAAUAGCGCUGUUACAGACCUGACUUCACAAACCGUUCAAAAUUUACGAAACUACAUGAAUGAAAAACGAAAGCUUAUUCUUGAUGUACAGCUUCAAGCACCAUUAAUAAUUUUACCCGAAAACGUUGAAAAACAAGAUACAGAAUCUCUUGUGAUUGACUCAGGGCUCAUCUCUGUUAAAACAAGUUCCUUAGAUCAAUAUAAAGAAGGUGAAGCGACAAAAGAGGAAGAAAUUCAAAAUCUUAUAUAUGAUAAUUAUCUGCUUUCCCUUGAGUCAGCACAAAUUUCUUUAGGACCGCUCUCUCAUAUUCAUAGUGAAAGACAUGAGAUGGAUGAAAAGUAUCAGAUAUUGAAGGAAUCUUCUAUCAAUUUGAAUGUCUCUAUACAGAGUGUUCCUUCUCCUAACUUUCCGAGAAUCCGAGUUUCUGGUGAAAUGUCUGAUUUGUUAUUCAAAAUUUCUGAUGCACAGUAUGCUGUUUUGAAUAAUCUCAAAUCUUCUUUUCUGAGUAAUGAGUCAUAUACAUCGUCCUCUAAUCAAAGGAACUCUCUUCAGUCAUCAAAAUCAUUUGUUUCACAGGAUAGCAAUUAUAAUUUCCAAAUAAAGGAAGAGAAUGCCCCACCGGAAUUGAAAUAUUUCUGUGAAUUUAAUUUAUCAUUAAACGGAAUGAUUAUUAUCCUUAUGAGAGAAAGCGGCUAUGCUCAGCAGUCUCCGAUGGCGUCUUUGGAAUUGGGUCAACUUACUGUCUCGUACAAUCAAUAUGAUACUGAACAAAAAGCAGAGAUGUCUCUUAGUUCCAUGAAAGUGAAUGAUUUAACGACGGAUAAUUGUGGCGUUGCUAAUCACCAAAUUUUUGAAUGCAAAUCGUCUAACGACAAUAACAUAAAAGAGAAAUACCCAUUAACGAUUGAGUAUGCUCUUAAAUUCGAUCCUUCGUCAAAUCUUGAAAGUAGCACCACCAUAAAUUUUGUCUGUUCUAAUGGCAACUUCUCUCUUGCUAAGUACCCAAUACUAUCUUUGCUGGAGUAUUCAUCUUCUUUCAUUGGUACGAGCAACAAUAAUCAGGAUACCGAGUUUAAGAAAGAGCCGUCUUCUGAAGUGUCAGGUAAGACAAAUGUGACUUUUAGCAUACAUAGGCUCGGACUAGAACUAUUCGAUUCGUAUGAGGAACAUCCGAUAUGCCUUAAUAUAUUUAAUAUCCAUUCAAGUUUUGAUACUGCUAUCAAUUACUGGGAACUACAAUCUCGCAUUGAGAAUCUUGACAUUCGUGCUUGGAACGAAAAGAAAAAUGAAACGAUUUCAUUAAUUGAUUCCAAAAACGAUCAGUUCUUGGACUUACAUUACAAAAUGCAACAGGCCGAAAAGAAAGAUCACUCUCCUCAAGCAAAGCUUGAUAUAAAAAUGGGAUCUUUCUUAAUGAUAUGUCGUCGGCAACCCGUUGUUGAUAUUCUUAAUUUCUUUUCUGAUUUUAUACAGUUGAAAACUGUGGUUGAAUCUGCAAAAUACUUAGCUGAAACGGGAUCACUCCAAGCGGAACAGGGUACCAAUUUUGAUAUAAAUAUACAUAUUUCAAACCCCAUAUUCCGAAUCCCUCUUAGCUUGGAUAAUGGCUUGCAAGCUUACGUUGACGUAUUACCCGGUAGGUUUUCUACGAGAACUAUAUCUUGGUUACCAAACUUGGCGAUUGAAUUGUUGUCGUCAGAAACGACGAUAAAGACCAUUUUUUGCGCAACUUCACCAGAAAAGGUUGAUAUCGAACUUGACGUUCUUAAAAACUUGAACGUGGGGUUAAAAAUAGCGGUUCUACAAGAAAUGAAGGGAAAUAUAACUAAUUAUGGCAUACAAAUUGAUGGUGAGACAAGCGAUUUUUCUUUCCAGCUUUCACAAGCUCAGUACUUUACAUUUCUUGAGUUGGUAUAUGAGGCCCCUAAAGCACUGAGUAUAAAAGAUGCAUUCUCUUCAAAUUUGGAUGCGGGAUCUGUAUUUUCUGUACUUUCUGAUGAACUCUAUAAUGUUGAGGUAAUUAACAAAGCUAUAUCUCACUUUAGUCAAAAUACUAGCUCUAGCCUAAAUCUAAACUUGCGUCUUCCAAGGGUUAGCUUGAAUUUAUUCGACGGAAAUUUUGAGACUGGAAGUGAUUUGCUAAAACCACUUUCUAGAUUCAUUUUGAAUGACACGAAGAUGACUUCUAGCUAUAGUUUUGAAAACGGCGUCUCCGCAAAGCUAACUAUGAACUCGUUUGCUGUCGAGGAUGUUCGAAUGGAAAAGUCUGAACACUUUUCUAGUCUUAUAUUGCCAUCUCAGGAAAAUGAAACCCAAUUUUGUUUUACUAUUACUUGGAAACCUAAUAGCAACAAUAUUCUUUUGGAAGGAGAUUUAUACCAGUCUCUUUAUGUUCUCUCAUUAGACCAUCUUCUUUCAAUUUUUUAUUGCUUUGGAGGUCAUGAUUUUGCCGGAAAGACAUCUGCGAGUAAUGAUGAUUUGGUAACCAACAAAGGAUCUGACAAAGAAGUCCAUGAAAACGAAAAGCCCCUUUCAUAUUCACUUAGAUUUGACGUUACACAAACUUCCCUGGUUUUUGUUGCGGAUGCUUCCAAUUCAAAUUCUCAGUGUUUAAUCGCAAGAAUAGGGCAUGUCAGCUUAGCGAGGCAAAUGUCGUAUUCAUUAACUAUACAAGAUAUGGGUUUGUUUGUUUCUCAAAUGAAUAAAUUACACAGUGGUGUGCAGAUACUUGAAAAUUUUAGUUUCGGAUUUGGUUUAGUGCAAAGUUCUUCCGGUCAAUGUACCUCUAGCGCUUGUUUGGAUAUCGAUCCAUUAAUAUUUCGUAUUUCGAUAUAUGAUUUGCUUUUAAUAAAAAGUAUAAUUGAGUCUUCUACCCAGGUCAUUUCUAAAUACAAGCAGGAUUCGAGCGCUAUUACUUUAGGCUCAAGUGACAUAUCUGACUUUAUAUCACAAGAAAAUCCGAGACGAGAAUCCCUAAUGGCCAUGCAGCAAAAAGCGGAAAAAACAGCGACUGAUAUAUUGAAUACUUUGGGAAAUGCUUCUUUAACCACUGAGGAAUUGACUUUUAACAGUGCUGGAAUUCAGUUAGCAUUGAUCAGCGAUGCCCACUCCUUGCCUGUUGUUGAUAUUGUGGUAGAUGCGUUUAUUGUGAACGUGAAGGACUGGAGUUCGAAUUUCUCUGCUGCAACAACCCUUAAGGUUCAAUGUAAUGCUUUCAAUUUCGCCAAGUCACAUUGGGAACCCCUUUUAGAACCUUGGUCUAUAAGUUUAUCUGGUCUUCAAAAAAAUGGAACCAAAGAAAUUAAGCUCGUAUCUAAGGAAAGUGGGCAGUUUACUUUGACGCCAAUGAUGAUAAUGGAUUUCCAUAGAAUAAUUAAGUAUUAUUUAACUAAUCAAACCGGAGAAAAUGAAAAACGCCCCGAAGGCCAUCCAUAUGAAGUUUUAAACGAAACUGGCUACAAUUUAUCGGUGCAUUAUGGACAUAAAGAGUCCCAUGGAGAUGAACACUUUAAGCUCGAGUCAGGAAAAUCCAAGCUUUGUCGGUUCGAAGAUAAGGAGACUUUGACGGCCGGAUUGAUAAAUAAAGAAGAGGAUAUGUCGACAAAAAUACGAGUUUCAUUUGAUGAAAUUUGGUUUCCUGUUCAUAAUAUAUCCGUACAUCGUGAAGGCUCUUUCUUAUAUGAAUUAAAGCCCCGAGCCGAACGUCUUAAUUUCCUUUUAGUGACAGUUGUUUUACUGGAAACUAAUGUAAAAAGAAUUAUCCUUUCUUCCCCGUAUUCGCUUGUUAACAGAACUAAGGAAGCCAUUGAAUUUGUAUGUAAUGACCAAGCGGGUCAUCGCCAAUCUUCGGUUGUAAGAAUUGAACCACAAGAGACUGGCUACAUCCCUCUUGAUUUGGCAGCACUGUAUCCUUUGAGGAUUCGUCCGGUCUCAAAGUUAGGUUUUUUCUGGUCUAAUCAGAGUGUAUACUGGAAGUCACUGUUGAAGUCACCAUUGCAAUACUUAUCAUGCAAAUCCAGUAAAACAGAUUGGGAACAUACUUUUUUGGUUUUCUCAAGAAAUUUAAUGGAAGGUUCCAUGGCUGAUGCUUAUCCUUUUAUGCAAUUAAAUAUUCUUCCUCCAUUGCAGGUGCAUAACCUCCUUCCAUACGAAAUUAAAGUUCGCAUUCUAGAAAAAAAUACUCGUAAUGAUUGGCGUUGUUGUCUUAAACCUGGUGAUUCCCUUCCAAUCCUGCAUACAGAUUCAAAGAGUCUUCUUUUGUUAGGUAUUACUAUUGCGGCGAUUGAUCUUCAUUCACUUGAAUUGCCCAUAAUAUUUUCACCCAUUGGAGCUUGGGAGUCUAUCCAAUCGACAGCGAUGCUAUCUUUUCCCAACAAGGAAAGAGUCAAAUUAAAUCUUCAGUACGACAAACUACCAGGAACGGAUUACGUUUCUGACGUUAAAAUUUAUUCACCGUACUUAAUGUAUAAUCGAACGGAUGUCAAAAUGCAGCUCUGGGAUGAAUACGACUCUUCGGUGACUAAUAUCAUCCCUGGAGGUGGCUAUACCAAUGAAAUAUUGCCCUACUUCUUUUCGUUUAGGCAAGAAAACAGAAAUAAUCGUGCUGUUUUAAAAAUGAAGGACUCUCAGUUGUUCCAACCACUUAGUCUUGAUACUUUAGGGUCAUCUAGUGAAGUUAGAGUUGCGACAAACGAUGGCCGAAAAACAUAUAUAUUAGGAGUAUCAAUUGGGGAAUGUACCGGAAAGUUCUGUUUAUCAAAGACCGUAACUUUUACUCCCAGAUAUGUUUUCAGAAACAAUUUGGAUAGAACCUUGUGUUUGCGGCAAUUCGGUAGCUCUGAUAUUUGGAAUUUAUUGCCUAAAGCAUUGUAUCCUGUUUAUUUAUUUAUGAGUUCUGAAGAGGUUACCACCGUUACGGCCUUCCCAGGUACAAAUAAUUCUUGGUCUUCUGCUUUUUAUACGAAUAACCUUGGUAUAACGCACAUAAAAGUAUAUGAGCAAAAAGAAAAUGGAAGCAUAUUGCCGGUUUUAUUACGUGUUUCAGUAUCGUUAAAAGAUGCAUCAUUUUUUAUAGCCUUCGAUUUGGAAACCAUAGCUUGGCCUUAUAAAAUAAAGAAUAACUCUUCUUUGGAUAUCUUAUAUGAACAGAAGAAACCGGAUCCUUCAAGUUUCGAGGCAGUGUAUACUCAAAAUUUCAAGAAGAGUAAAUAUGUUAUACAGGCCGGAGAUGAAGCUGAUUAUUGUUGGGACUUUCCUGCUUUAAAAGAAAAAAGACUUGAAGUUACAGCGGGGAAUGCAGUACAUGAUUUGGACAUAUCGUCUGUUGGAGAGCUUAGCCCGUGGUUUUCUCAAGAGCUAAAUACUAACAGCAGAUUGGUACCUGAAAUUUCUAUUGCUGGUCUCACAUCAAUACUUACUUUCAAAGAAGUGGACGCGGACCGACCUCCCCAGCUACCGCGCCGCAAAGGUUUGAGCAAGGAAGAAGAAAAUAAGAAUGAAACGAAUUUUAAAUUUGCUAUGGACCUGAGUGGUGUUGGAUUAUCUUUAAUUAAUGGUCAAUAUGAAGAGUUUGCCUAUGCUACGCUACGAAAUUUACUUGUCAGUUUUGAUGAAAGCGCAGAUUUGCAUUCACUUUCUAUUUCAUUGGGUUGGUUUCAAAUCGAUAAUCAAUUGCUGGAUUCUUUGCACCCAAUUGCAUUAUUUCCAUCAGUGAUUACUGAGGAGGUGAAAGAAGAAAACCCAGAAGUAUUGCAGUUCCGAAUCUCUUCUUUGAAAGAUUAUGAUUACGGUUUACUUUAUGUAAAAUAUGCUUCCGUUCUUUUACAAGAGUUAUCCCUUGAACUGGAUGAUCGUCUUGUGUAUAUGUUGUUACGACUUAUAUAUCCAUCCCUUGACGUCUCUCAAAGUUCUAAAAGUUUGAAUGAAGAUUCUUAUAAGGAUCAGUUUGAGCUUCCCAAUUUUGAUGUGGAUGCCUAUCGAAACGAUGUCUUCUUUGAAGCUCUGCAUUUGCAGCCUACUAUUCUCAAUUUCACAUUUGAGACUUCAGGAGACAUGGAAAAUCAAAUUAUAAAAGUGAGGACUCCCAACUCAACCUUGGACUUUAUGACAGGAGUUCUCAUGGAUACUUUGGGUAAUAUUCAUGAUGCGCCCGUUCAGUUGAAUUCCGUUUUAUUGGAAAACGCUCGGGGAACUGUGUCUGAGCUGGUCUCCAAAAUCUUCACUCAUUACAAACAGCAAAUUGGAUACCAAAUGUAUAUGAUUGCUGGUCGCGCGGACUUUUUAGGAAAUCCCGUUGGACUGUUCAACAAUUUUGCAUCUGGUGUUUUCGACAUGUUUUAUGAACCGUAUCAAGGGUUUUUACUUCAGGAUACUCAAUCGAUUGGAGAUUCGCUUGCACGUGGUACCUCUAGCUUUAUGAGGAAAACAAUUUUUGGCGUUUCUGAUAGUGUAUCGAAACUUACUAAUACAUUUUCCAAAGGAUUGUCCACGAUGACAAUGGAUCCAAAGUAUAAAAUGUCAAGGCGCCGUUUUCGAUCAAGAAACCGACCAAAGAAGGCAGCUUUUGGUAUAACAGUUGGUGCAAAUAGUUUUUAUGAUAGCAUGAGCAGUGGUUUUGAAGGUCUUCGUCGGCCAUUUACUGAUCGAAAAUCUGAUAGUCCUGGUAAAUUCUUGAAAGGAUUUGGCAAGGGUGUUUUAGGACUGGCCACUAAGCCUGCUAUAGGUCUCUUGGACAUGACGACUAACGUUUCAGAAGGUAUACGCAAUUCUACAGAUGUUCGGGCAAAUCCAGAAAUCGAUAAAGCUCGCAUUCCUCGGUUUGUGGGUUUUGGUGGUUUGAUUCAGCCAUACAAGGUUUAUGAAUCUUUUGGAAUGUAUUUGCUGGCUAUGAUAGCGAAUGGCAUUUAUUCCAACGAAACAUACCUUUACCACGCUGAGCUUAAGGAUGAGAGAGUGCUGUUCAUUAGCACUAGGCAUUUUAUUAUUACGAGUUCAAACAACGAGGUCGAAACAGUACUUUCUGUCAAAAAGGUGAAGAAUUUGAGAUUCUCCGAAAAUGAAAUGGUAUGCUCCAUGUAUGAUAUGUCAACGUUGCGCCUGCCACUUCCAAACGAUGAUAAAAAGAAGGACAGAUGCAUGAAAGAAGCCAAUAGAGCAUAUGUUGAAUCUCAUCGUUUACGCUUGAAAAACGUUGAAUCGUUUUAG
This is a messenger RNA of Schizosaccharomyces osmophilus, 9012 nucleotides long. Its product is annotated as intermembrane lipid transfer protein, chorein family Vps1302. The coding region runs from base 1 to 9012 and encodes 3003 amino acids. Gene Ontology annotation, cellular component: extrinsic component of membrane. The transcript is spliced from 4 exons. The record is from RefSeq and is a predicted model, not a curated record. Lineage: Eukaryota; Fungi; Ascomycota; Schizosaccharomycetes; Schizosaccharomycetales; Schizosaccharomycetaceae. Gene Ontology annotation, biological process: protein retention in Golgi apparatus; late endosome to vacuole transport; protein targeting to vacuole.